GUCUUCUCUUCGUUGUUUUGUUAUCUACAAAAGUCUGGUAGUAUGUUUUUUCUGAAGGUAAUAUCGUUGCUGGGACCAAAGUAAAAGUAUUUUUGUCUGGAAACUUAUUUUUGCAUGUUUGAGAUUAUUUGGUUCAGUAUUUUGCUGGUUGUAAGUGACAAUGCCUUCGUGUUUUAUUUCUUCUUCAUUUUAAAGGGUUUUAUUAUUGUUACUGUGAUUCUACUUGUUAUUUUCUUCCUUUCAGAAACAGCCUAAAUGGCCUUUCAAAUGAGACGACAAGAUGGUUGAAAUCGAUAACGCUGAUCAUACCAAAUUUGAGGUGGUUUCAGACCCUUCUGCUGUAAACAUCCACGAAACAAUCACAGGACCCCAUUCGGACCUAGAAAUGCGAAACAAAGUAGUUUGCUGCCUCCGUGAGCUGAUGCGUGUAGUUCAGUCAUCUUAUCAUGAAGAUGUCGUCGAACUAAAUUUUAUACAAAGUGGUUCUCUUCUUAUUGAAUUUUAUGAAUGGAGGCGGAAAAAAACACAAGAAUUAAUGCAGGCACUUUGCUCAGGUCAUCUUGAUCCAGAGGACCUUUCCUUGGUCAGUGAUUACAUAUCGGGUCAUGUCAAUAGUGAUGCUAUUUUCCCACCGAAUGGGGCUUUUCCUCCUUGUUUGGGUUCCCAACCAGUUUCUUUGGAUAAUGACUCAGAGGAUGACGAAGACGAACGUCGGUUAGACGAGAAUUCCCUACUGAAAUAUGCAGUAGAUGAAGUAAGCAUUCUUAAACGUGUCCUUGAACUCAAACGGGAUGGCUUAUGGUCAAUCGACGAUUCAUCUUGUGGAACAACAGAAACUGGAAGUAUCGAUAUCUCAACUAGUAUUUCUUUAGUUCCACCUUCUGAGCCAACAUGUCGUACUUACAGUGAUUAUAUGUUUGCAGAAAUUAAUUGGUUAGCUGAAGAUUUUAAGCGUGAACGUCAAUGGAAACGAGUGUCCGCUAAGAAAGUAUGUUUAUUUUUAUAUGUUCACAUAUAGAGCUAUUCUAAAGUUUCAGUGGGUUGUCAUUCAAUAGUAUUAUCUCGAAUAACUUAUUACUUCUUUUUACUUUUCAAGCUUGCCCUAACCGCUCUCAAAUGUUGUCGAGACAAGAGUGAACGAGCGUUAAAAAUAGAAAAGGAGGAGGUGGUCCGCAUUCGGAAGAUGUGUGCAUUUAUUGCUAGGAUGGUCCGUGAUUGGUGGCGUCAGAUGGAUAAGAUUGUUCAAGCCAAACAACAAGUACGAUUAACUGCUAAGCGUCAGCAAGCCAUUAGUUCACAUCUUGGUCAAGUACUUGAAACAACUGAGGAGUAUACUCGUUGGUUGACUGAAGGAAUAACCAGUUCUAAACCAAAGAAAACUACUGUUAGUAGUACUAAGUCAUCUGGAGGCAACAAUCUAAACGAAAAUGUAUCAGAUAGUGAACCGCGUAUUCUGAAAUCUCCUGUAAGGGAACUCGACACCUCCGAUGAAGAGUUCACUGUGAGUUACUUUUUGAAAACGCUUUGUCUCUCGUCUUCAGUUUUGAUUUUAACGUUCUGACUACUGCUAAUGUAAGCCUUAUUUUGCGGUAUAUAUACUGUUAGCUUUAUGAAUAAAUAUUUAAAGGGGUUUAAAUGUAAUGUGAUAUAGUUUCAGAAAUAGUUAUGAAGCAGAAUGUUGUGCAGUCUACUUUUAACUGAGGUGAGUAGUAAUUUUGCGUGAGAUUACUCUAAAUCUCAACAAUAUUUAAUGGUACAUUGACAAAAUGAAGUGUCAUUUUUGGUGACUGUCUACUUUUCUUCGUAUCAAUACGCUUACUUUAAGGAACACUUUAACUGCUGAGUUUAAUAUCUUUAUAUUACCUGGUGGGAAGCUAGAACCCGCUUCGACUGAAGAAUUAAUUAGAUAAUAUAUUCAGUCCACCUCUAAAUCCUAUCUAUAUUAAACAUCAGUAACUAAGGAAUAAUUAAAAAUAAGUAAAUGCUAAACGAGUUUUAUAAUCAUUUUUACCGAUGAUAACUGCGUGUUUGAAAGUCUCCUGACGAAAAUUUUGAAGGUCUAUUUUCGGCAUAUUUUACGAUUUUUGAGAAGCAACGCAUUUUUGAAUACUUCAGUGAUAUAUUACCUGUGUAAUUGGGUUUUUCAUCUUUCUGAAAAAGUCCACAUUAUCGACUUUGUAACAUGGUUAGGCAUUAAAGCUUCUGUAUGUGUACUACUGUAUUGCCACAUAACUCACCAACUAUUUUGGGCAUGGGUUACUGCAUUGACUGUUUCAAUUUCCCAUCUUGGUUAUAAUAAGAUUGUUUUUGUAUUUUUGUGACAUAAUUACCCGAUUUUUUUGCCCUUCGGCAAAAAAACAGUAAUACCCAAUAUGUCCUACAUCUUUUCGCAUUAACGAAGAUUUUUGAAACGUCUUAACUUGUUUAUCUUGCAGGUAGAUGAAGUAGCUUUGAAUGAAGUUGAUGAUGAAGAAACUAUAGAGCAGGAAGAAAAAAUCGCCAUAGAGGAUCAACAUGGUUCUGAGAUGUCUACAGCUGUGGAGCUUGAACAAUUAGCAGCUGAUGCCGAUUGUCCAUUGGAAGAUCUUUUGCCUCCCGGAUAUCUCGAAUUCAUCACAUCAAAUUCUCCAGUGGUUUCAGAAGUACAACAUUCGUCAGCCAGUGAGGUUAGUGUUUCUCUCGAAGGAAUGACUUUCAAACUUAUUUAUUUAUUGGGUGAAGUCAAAAUAGAAAUAUCUUCAAGACAAUACCUAGUUUUCUGAACUAUAUAUUUUUCUUCCACAUGCUCGUAUUUGCAAUUGUUCGCCCAUAUUACAGACAUGGAUUGCUUUACAAAAUCCACGAAUAAACAGGUUUUAUGAUAUUUUUUUAUGCAUCACGUUGUUUAGCCCUAUCAGUUGUGUAAAUUUCUUAUUCUUUUGCUAUAAAAUGAAACUAAGUUACAGUUGUUUUUCGCUUCGCCACUAUUAUUAUUUUAUUUUGUUCAGGUUAAAUUACUAGAACACCCCGGUCUUAUGUUUAAAACGGUAUUCCGCCAAUUGAAAUUGAUCCAUCAAUUCAAAGGAAAAGCCGUUCACUGGAUUUUUCGAACUAAUUCGUUUUCUGUCCUCCUUUCUGGUUUAUAAAUGAGGAUUACUAUUUUCGGAUGCAUACUAACAAUUUUUUACUUUGUUACUUCAACUGAUGGUAGAAAUUUAUCUGAUGAAUUACUCAUAUUAUUAUUGAUUUUCGCAGUAUCGGUUCAGUUUAAUGGGUCUCGUGUACAUAUGUUUUAUAAUUUUGUAUUAUUAUCCUUACAUACAGGUUAAGGAUUUUGGCGAACCAUACAAUAAGAAAAGGAUAGAAGCUGAUGCAGUUUGUCAGGUCAUCACAUGCUCUUCUGAAAUCCCUAAAGAAUGUCAGUAUCCAGAGAAAAGUGAAGAAACUAAGUCUGAAGCUAAUGUUUCUGUUUUUGAAAAGAAAGAGCUAGAUGUGCCUAAAUUGGAAGCAAGUCUAUCAGUGAAAGAAACAAUGAUCAAUUUCGCUAAUAAGAACGAACCCAACCUCGAAAUCGCCUCAAACACGUUUGAUUUAAAAUCAAACUCACAGUCUCUACUAACUAAAGAGAUUGAAGAUACUGAUAAUGAAGUGGAACUAGCGAACUCAAAUGUAAACGAGUGUCCAUCAGUAAAAAGGGGUUCUGAAAUAAUACUAAAAAAGGUUAUGGAUCAUGACGUGAAUGCUAGUGUAAUGGAAGCUGAAAGUAAUACUAAUGUGGUUCUCCCUAACAAUAAAGGCGAAGAAACACAAAAGUCAUCCUGUCAAAUAUCUGCAUGUGAACCAAUUAUUGAGGUAAUUGUUUUAGGAUUAAAUGUGACUUUAUGUCAGCUUUCCUUGUUAAUUUCAUUAACUGAAACCUAUUAUUCUACGUGUAAAUCGUAUUUAUUUCAAGACUAAAUAUAUUCUCCACUUAUGAUGUGUGUACACAGUUUCUAGUCGUGGUCUUCUGUUUUCAAAGUUAAGUGUCAGGUCUAAAACAUUCUCGUACAACUAUCAUCUAAUUAAGAUACUUUCUUAAGCUUGUAUUCAUCAGUUCCACUGGCAUUUAUCUUUUUUUGUAACUGUUCGGAUUAAGUUCAUAUUUACUAACCUUGUUCAGUUUAAUAAUUAUCUCAUUCUUCUAUAUAUAUCAUGAUUUCUCUGAAUUUGAAUCAUGAGGCGUUUCUUGAGUUAAUUGGACUAAUAUGACGACUAUUUCAGGACUCUUAAAUGUCGUUAGACGCUGUUGUAUCUUAGGUCGUUACUAACCUACAGUAAUUGGUAACUACGGAACGAUGGAAAUUCUUCUAACAACAAGGCGAACGAAUGGGGACUUAAAUAAACUGAGUGUGUCACACAACAACACUUCAGUGUUAAUGCUUUACACGCUAAUCUGAGAUAAAGGCGGGAUAGCUUUUUAUUCCAAAUAGAAGUCAAAAAUUAAAACGGAACAAUUCUGCUUAUAUAGAAACACCCAAUGACUUUAGGACAACAAUUAGCAAACUGAAAAUGGUAACAGCCAACUAGGUAACAAAAAGGUCGUUACGGAAAUAUGUAUUAGAACGAUGUAAUCAAGGUUAUCCCUUAAAAAAGAAUUAAUAUGUAACAACAAAAAACUAAGUAACCUAAACUCUCCCUACUAAAAGCAUCUACUUUUGAAAGUAGCAGAUGUUUUAGUUUGAAACGUAUGUAAAGCACUAGAUUUUUUGUGAGACGUAACCUCAGCAUUGCUUAAAUGGAGAACCCAUCUAUAACUAGAUUUGUGCUAUUUUCAUCCACAAACUUGAUUUGCGUGAUUACGUAUAUUAUUUUCCUAAACAGUGAAGCCUCUAUUUUAUUACUUUUUUUACAGUCUACAACGAAUGAAGGAAAGAACGCUUCCUCAGGAGUUGGUUUAGCUACAGUAUCUUCCCCCUUUCUCCUCUCCGGUGGAAAUCUUAGGGAAUAUCAAUUAGUUGGCUUGUCUUGGCUGGUCGCCACUUAUGACAAGCGUUUAAAUGGAAUCCUCGCUGACGAAAUGGGUCUAGGUAAAACUAUCCAAACGAUUUCACUACUCGCCUAUCUAGCUUGUGAGCGAGGAGUUUGGGGGCCUCAUUUGAUUGUUGUUCCAACUAGUGUUAUUCUUAAUUGGGAGGUGGAAUUCAAACGCUGGUGUCCGUCUUUCAAGAUCCUGACUUAUUUCGGUAACAUGAAAGAAAGGAAAUGUAAAAGGAAGGGUUGGACGAAAACAAAUGCUUUUCAUGUAUGUAUAACAUCAUACAGAUUAGCUAUUCAAGAUGCAAUCGCUUUUAAACGUAAAAAGUGGAAAUAUCUCAUUUUAGACGAGGCUCAAAACAUAAAAAAUUUCAAAUCUCAACGUUGGCAAACUCUGCUUACUUUCAAUAGUCAGCGGCGUUUACUCCUUACUGGUACACCAUUACAAAAUUCCUUAAUGGAACUCUGGUCCUUGAUGCAUUUCUUAAUGCCAAAUAUAUUUCAAUCCCAUCGAGAUUUUCAAGAAUGGUUUGCCUCACCCAUUACAGGGAUGAUUGAAGGGAAUACUGACCAUAAUGAAUUACUGGUUCAGAGACUACAUAAAGUUCUUCGUCCUUUUUUGUUACGGCGUCUCAAAGCGGAUGUUGAGCGUCAACUUCCAAAGAAGUACGAACAUGUUAUCAUGUGUAGAUUAUCAAGAAGACAACGGUUUUUAUAUGAUGAUUUUAUGUCACUUGGAAGCACUCAGGAAACCUUAAAAUCUGGCCAGUUCCUAUCAGUCAUGAACAUACUUAUGCAGCUACGAAAGGUUUGCAAUCAUCCAAAUCUGUUUGAAACUAGGCCAAUCAUUUCUCCGUUUCGGGUAGCCGAAUCAUAUUUAACAUAUUCUCUUCCAAGAUUGCUGGUAUCUAUGAGUCACCCCUUCUUAGUAUUUGCCCCGAGCUCGAAUGGUAGUCGAAGUGUUUUCGGAUCAGCUUCAGCAUUUUCUGAUCCUGAUUUAGAUUGGUUGGAUACCGCUGGAUUGGUUGCUCGUCUCUUGGGACAAACGAUGAAUUUAGUCGAAAUGGCUCGGGAUUUACCAGGCUUUGUCGCAAGACGAUGUCAUCAAUUAUGUGCGCGAGAAAACUUGAUUACCAUUAUUGACUCUAGUGACGUAAUCGAUGAUGUCACUUCUCAGAGAAUACAGUUUAACGAACUAAAGAAAUCCCGAAAAUCUCAAGGAGAAUAUCUGAACAGAUCCCCUUUAUUUGACUCAAAGUGUUUUGUGUAUUCUGAUGGAUACUAUCCUGCGCUUUCGUCCCCCACCAAUCUCGAACCCACUAUAGUUAAAGUUGAAUUCCCGAAAAAUACUUGGGAUAUUGGUAUGCCAAAGUCCUGCUUGCGUCGUCGUUUUGUUGAACGAUGUAACAGAUUGCUGUUGAUGAGUAGAAUUAAUGAACGCCGUUGUGAUUUAACGUUCAAAUCACAUUCAAAUGAUAUUGGGACGUAUUGGGACCAUGGAACCCACAUUGGACCAGAUUUGAUUUUUCUCAUUAAUCGUUUGAUGCUUGAAAAACCUGUCGAAAAUCUACAGGAUGUCCACAUAUAUCCUGGUCUCAUUAAUGGCGCAGUUUACUGUCAACAAAGCCUGCAUACCUGGCCAGUAAAGUGCUCUCCUCUAAGCAGUAUUAUAAGCUCUACGGUUGACCAAAUAUCUUGUUUUGAAGGUAAUAUACAUCAAAUGAGUUCACUCAGUAUGGAAUCCAUUAGCUCUAGACGUACGUCCUGGCUUCGAUCAUCUCGUUCUCUUCGAGAGAUGUUACACAGCCCCGGUGACUACUUAAAUGACUUACGCGAAAUUCUCAAAAGGUUCGUUUUUGUAGUGCCUGCUGUUAUAUCAUCGGGUUUUACACUUCAAGUUUCCAACCAUGCUCUGGAGCAUCAACUUAUCAAUCAAGAAAUUCGGAUUCGAGAUAUGCUUCUAUCCUCAGGGUGUUUACAUCCUUCGUUUUUUCCUAUGAACUCAUCUGAAUAUCAUGAGCGAAAAACCUUGAACCGUUUAACAACUUGGAGUCCUCAGAUGUGGUUGAUGCCAUCAAAGUUACAUCAGUUGGUUAUGUCCUGUCGUAUUCAAUUCCCUGAUCCACGUCUGAUACAAUACGACUGUGGAAAACUACAACGACUACAUAGUUUGCUACGUGAACUCAAGUCAGGGAAUCAUCGCGUUCUUAUUUUCACUCAAAUGGCCCGAAUGUUAGAUAUUCUAGAACAGUUUCUGGCAUAUCAUGGACAUCGUUAUUUACGUCUGGAUGGAACCACGAAAGUGGAACAGCGUCAAGUUUUAAUGGAGCGUUUCAAUCAGGAUAGUCAAAUUUUCGUUUUUAUACUAUCUACUCGUUCUGGUGGUUUAGGAAUCAACCUGACUGGAGCUGACACAGUUAUAUUUUAUGAUUCCGAUUGGAAUCCCACUAUGGACGCUCAAGCGCAAGAUAGGUGCCAUCGAAUCGGACAAACUCGUGAUGUUCAUAUUUAUCGCUUGAUAAGUGAAAGAACAGUGGAAGAAAAUAUAUUACGUAAAGCUAAUCAAAAACGCUUCCUUAGUGACGUGGCUAUUGAAGGGGGCAAAUUCACCACAGCUUUUUUCAAACAAAAUACCAUAACAGAAUUAUUUGCAGAGCCAUCUGGACUUCAGGAUUUAGCAAAAAUGAAAGGAUCAGCUACUCUUAUGGAGACUUCUUCGCUUUCUCAUUCUGAUAAAAAAUGCAUGGAUUCUAAUUUCGGAAGUGUAUCUCAGUCUGAAGAUCGAGUUGUAGUUACACAUCUUGUCCCAGAAAUUCGUCCUGAUGGUUGUAUGUCAACAUCAUCAUCUGCCUCUCCAUGUGGUGUCAGUGCCAAUGAAUCGUCAGGUCUUAUAUCGAAUUCUGAAGCCCAGUUGGAAGCUCUGCUUGACGCUUGUGAAGAAGAAAGUGAUCGUAUUGCCGCCAGACGAGUGUUAGAUGAAGCAAAAGCAGAUUUGGCAGAAUUCGAAGAAAAAUCACCUUACAAUGAAGACAACAAUGAUUCUAUCAUUGCUGAUGAUAAUAAUGGUUCAAAUAUUCCUUCUGUAGCAGUUAUAGAACCAUUUUCUCGUCUUCGAAACUGUCUACAGCAAUCGGAUGAAGACAAUACUGCAUCACAAAAUACAAACGAAACAUUCGAAACAAUCGAGCAAAUUGUGGAACGUGAGUUACUUGGCUUCGAAUCCCAGUUAAAACCUGUUGAGCGAUUUGGAGUUCGGCAAGUUGAAGAACAAAGGGAACAUAUGCUAAAUGAACAGUUAGAUAUGGCUGACGCCGAAUUAAUAGAGUCCGAAAAGGUAUGGCAUCUUGAAAAACUGAAAGCCUUACAUGAGGCAGACGAACAGCGAGCUGAUUUAGAAGAUGAUGACAUGUUUUACUGUUGCGGUAAAUAUGAUCUCUCCAGCCAGUUAGCUGAAUUGGAACGUUUGGAGAGAAUCCGUAUGGAGGAAACUGAUGAUGCAGAUGCGUCGAUUAACCUUUUAGAUUCUGGACAGAUAUUUUCUAGUGGGCGAUCUAAAUAUCCUAGGAAGCGACCAUAUGAUUCGUGUUCAACUGCACAUAAAGUCCAAGCUCGACAGGUAGUGUGUCCACGACUCUCACGGACAAACAAGUCAACGAGGUCUACUAGUGCUGGGAAGGUGCCUAAACGACUAAGGUUGGAUAAACCGAAGAAACCGAUAGAUAUCACAUUCGUUAGUGACAAUGAAAAAGACGAAAUAAACAUCAAUCAAGAUAUUAGUAAAAGAGCCAAGUCUACAAAUCAGCCAACACAACUUGAUAUUACUGAAAGUAGUAAAACUGGAAUCAAGGCAUUUGUUGAGAAAAUGCAUUUUCCACCGACGGUCCACACCAAAAGGUUUCAUAAGUCUGGUAUUCGAAAUAAUAAUCUCUAUUCACAAAGUAAUAAUCCUCAAUCUAAAACUGGUGCAUUUUUACAACAGGAUGUAAUAUCUUCCAGUAAACUCGAAAAGAAUUAUUUAUCAUCUCGGUCGUAUCCAAUUCCAGAACUCUCUGAAGAGAAUGUUAGCUACAAAGGAUCAGAAGAGAUCCAUCAUUUCGAUCAAUCGCAUUCGCAAUACAAUAGAUCAACUACUCAAACUCAGAAAAGGAUAGACAGACGAAAUACAGAAUGUCAUCUUCCAGAUAAAGUGUUUCGAUUUGAUGCACCGAAUUCUGUGAUUUCUUCCAACCACUAUGAUCCUGAAAAUGUGGCGCAUGAGGAAAUUGUUGAAGCUAAUAAUUUAGUUGAGUUACCUUUCAAUCAACAGUCAAAUAACGUCCUCUCAGACUCAUUCGAGGUUUCUGGGGGGAGUUCAACUAAAUUACAGUCCGACCGAAUACCUGGUUUUCACAAUGAUAUCUCGGCUUCAGAAGGGCUCAGUGCUACUGGUUUAUCAUGUACGAAAUAUGUUGUGCCAUCAACCACUACUACUCCUGGUAUACAUUUACAAAACAGGUACCAAAACUCACCAGAUAUACCGUUCCGUUUGUUGAGCCCAACGACCCCGUCGGUUCAGCAUCCUCCGGAGCCCAUGAUUCCUGUUCAGUCUAUUCCCGAUGGAAGUCAUCUGAACUUAACAGCAAGACAAGUAUUGGCUUCAACUGGACAACCUGUGUUUGUAAUUACACGCCAAAUGAAAACACCUUCGGGCGAAAUAUAUCAACAACGCUUUACUCAUCCCGUUGUUCCUCCAUCACAGUUUACACGCAUGGUUUACCGAUUACAAAAACCGUCGGGGAUCUCUUCUCGAACCUCUACACUUUUAGAAACUAAUCGUAUUCGACAACCUCAACUACCGACCGAAUCUUCAAUAACUUAUAGACCGGCAAUGAUGAAUAAUCCUCCUACCGCGGGCGCGUUAGUUAUGAAACCAGUCGCUAAAACUGUAAAUGUAAAUGUGUCUCCUGAUUCUGGAUUACAGGAUAUGACAACCUCUGUAAAGCAUUUUUCUCAACCUCCCCGAUUUUCAGCGAAUGGCAUCAAGUGUGCAACGAGCAUUCCUGUGAUAAGAAUGAUUAACUGUGACGCUAACAAAACAAGUCCUAUCAUAAGACUGGUCUCCUCAGAAAUAAAUCAUAUCAACAAUGAUGUGACCCAUCCACAUAAUUCUCAGUCGGUUUCAGCGCUACUUACGCCAACUAACACUGUUAGAAUCGGGAACACUGUACGACUCAUUCCCAAUCAUAUUUCCAAUUCCAAUGCACAGGUUAUUAGGUUACAGCGUGUAGUCUCUAACUUGACGCAUCCCAAAAACACAUGAUCUUCAACUAAGAAAAGAAACCAAUUAUUUGGUCGUCGAUGUACAUAUAUUUGUGAAUAUAAUGUAUCUAAAUUGUACAAUAUUGUAUAGUUACUUCAUAAGAUUUUGUCUGAAAUAAAAUUCUUAUGAUAAUG
Molecule: messenger RNA, 10425 nt
Organism: Schistosoma curassoni
Lineage: Eukaryota; Metazoa; Platyhelminthes; Trematoda; Strigeidida; Schistosomatidae
Source: the annotation of a GenBank genome assembly